AUGGCGGAAUCAUCUGCAGUAAAAAUUCCCAUCUUCAACAUCUCUGAUCCACACCUGUGGUUCCACAUGGUCGAAGCAACUUUCCAGUUUGCGACACCGAAACCGAUUACAGAGAGCAAAACCAAGUUUAACUACUGCCUCGCCCAUCUUCCUCCUGCAGUAGCCGCAGUUGUAAGGGACGUCAUUAUAACUCCUGACGCAGAAGAUCCUUUCAAAAAGCUGAAAGAAGAAAUUAUUCCACGCUGCGGGGAAACAAAGUCCCAGGAAAUUCGACGUUUACUCUCCGGAGAGCAACUAGAAGAUAGAAAGCCUAGUGAACUCUUGCGCACUAUGCAGAGAAGAGCUGAAUCCCACGAAAUCUCAGAUUCUCUACUUUUGGAACUAUUUCUAAAUCAGCUACCGCAGCAUGUUCAGUCGAUAUUGGCGGCAAUCCCUUCACUAAAUUCAACUAGAGCAGCAGAAAUUGCUGAUAAAGUAAUGGAAGUGUCAACUUCAAGUGAAGUUAGCGUAGUUUCUUCAAACCAACAAUGCACUUUUGAGCUUUUAGAAGAAGUACGAGCACUACGAAAAGAAGUAGCUGCAUUGCGGACCCGCAGUAGGUCUCGCAACCGGAACUAUGCACAGUUUCGUAAUCGUCAAAGCCAAUCCUCAUCUCCACAUCGAAACUCCAAAAUGUGCUUCUAUCAUCGGAAAUUUAAAUCUGAUGCUAGAAAGUGUGUCAAACCCUGCAUCUACCAGAAAAACCAAGAAAUGCAAGAGUGAAUGCGACUAACAUCUUGCCUCCAACAAAUUGUCGCCUUUUUGUUAGAGAUAGACAAUCCAACAAGCAAUUUCUAGUGGAUACCGGAAGUGACUGCUCAAUUAUUCCAACAAAUAAAAAAGAAAAAACUCUUUCUCCGAUUCAGACUUUUAAA
Molecule: messenger RNA, 914 nt
Organism: Parasteatoda tepidariorum (common house spider)
Lineage: Eukaryota; Metazoa; Arthropoda; Arachnida; Araneae; Theridiidae
Source: RefSeq, a predicted model, not a curated record